UUAUAAAAUCAAUCAAACGGUUGGUUUUUUUUUUUUUUUUUUUAAGCGAAUGAUGUAGAUUUCCGAAAUAAACAUUCCACACGUAUACGCAAUACCUUCUACGCAUACAUAACGAAUUAUUUACAUGUAUGAACGAUAUCAUUAGAAUCGAUCAGAUUGACUCACAUGUGACAGCGUCGAGCGCCCUCCGAUUCCAUUUCGAACCUCAAAAUUUCCACACAUUGCCACCCGAUCAGCAUAUUUAAAUUGACGGUUCAGCGAAUACGUAUCGAACGCGACGCGUUCGAUGAGAGAAAACACUUAAAAAAGCGAUGAAGCGAACCUUGGACGCCCUUUGACGCAUCGAGUUCGAAACAUGGACGACGAGCAACAGCUAUUCCUCAUCGAAUUUCUCGUCGACAACGUCAAGAUCCCUGUGAUAAGGGCGAUGCAAGACGAGCUACUGCCUGCCUGCACUUGCGUUUCGUUUCAAAUCCUCAGCCUGCCGCCCAUCCACAUCUGCCAGGACGCGCUGACGGACGGCUGCGGUUGCAACGACGGCGACACCCAAGUCUUCAAGAAGGGCAAGUCCUGUCUGUUCGCGUUGCCGUCGAUAGUCCUUCGCAAGCCCGUGUCCACGUUCCCGAUAAAGCUCUCUGUGUACAAGAAGCUCCCGCCGGGAGUGCUUCCCGACGUGAUGACGGUCGGUUGCCAUCAGAUAGAGGCCAAAGCCUUGAUGAACGCCGUGCUGAGCCAGCAAGUCUUCAAGAUCCCGAAUCCCUGUCAAACGAUCAAGGACACGUUCAAGAUCGCCACGGCGACCGGCCAGUGCGUCGGCUCGGCGACAGUCUACGUCAGGGCGUCCGGUUUCGGCAGGAAGAUCGUCACCCAGUUCCAGAUACCCCACAACCGGAAACCGUACCUGUUCAAGGGCGCGGACGAGAGUCCCGUGUUCCAGUGCAAGAAAAUACCUUCCGCCUGCUACACGCCUGCCCCGUUGAAGUGUACCUGCGCGAAGACAUGCGCGGACGGCAGCGGGGAACCCCCGAGAAGGACCUGUUGCCCCACGCCGACUCUCCCGUGCCCUCCGCCACCUGUCAGGAUCACGCAACCCGAUUGGGGUCCGCGACCGUGCUGCCCUUCCCUUCAGGCCUCCUCUGGAGGGAAAUCUUCGAAUUGGCCAGCGUGCUCGGCACAAUCGCGUCGGAAGGACCAACCGGCAACGUCGUCCGACAACUGUCCGCCAUGUUGCACGCCCAAGCCUGGGCGACUGGUGAAAUUGGCUGGGCCAUCUGGUUCUUCUCGUCAGCAACUCGCCGCCGAUGGAAAGUGUCAUCCUUGCUGUCCUGCCGCCCAACAAAAGCAGAACGACGGUUGUACGCCGUGUUGCGGUGCUUCCUCUCCCACGACGUCGAAGGGAUACAAACCAUUCAGCGAGGUACCGAGCGAAGAGACCAAGGUGAAGAAGUGCGGAUGCCCCGCGAAGGAGUACAGUUGCAACUGCGGCGAGACGAAAAGGUAGCGGGGUAAACGUUUCCGUGAGAAAGUUAAGCGGCGAAGCACUCUUCGAGUGAAAGAUAAAAGGAACAAGUUCGAGGAAGAGACG
This is a messenger RNA of Hylaeus volcanicus, 1585 nucleotides long. RefSeq lists its product as uncharacterized. The transcript has 3 exons. The coding region runs from base 356 to 1501 and encodes 381 amino acids. The record is from RefSeq and is a predicted model, not a curated record. Lineage: Eukaryota; Metazoa; Arthropoda; Insecta; Hymenoptera; Colletidae.